CAUGCAUCAUUUCUCUCUCUCUCUCCAAUAUCACUCACUUUGGACUCUCUGUCUCCUCCUACCCAGCCCCCAAUAUAAAUUCAUUCAAACCCUUUCUUUUCAUCUUCAUUCCUAACCCAAUUCAUGAGGACACCAUCUUCUUUCACUAACAUGCUAUCAAACAACAGUAACAUGACCAUGGAUGAUCUUAAUAACUGGGGUACUUCUGAAACUAAUCAUCAAGUUCCCAAAUUCAACUCUGUUCAACCUCCCUCACCAACUUCUCCUUCUUCUUACUUGGCUUUUAGCCCAACUGAGUUCUUCAAUUCACCUCUGUUUUCUCCAAAUAUUUUUGCAUCUGCUGCUACUGAGAGUUUUACUGGUGAAAAGGAGGAUGGGAAAAACUACUCUGACUUCUCUUUCCACACGCAAACAGAGCCUUCAUCUGGCUUCCAAUCUCCCUCAAGCAUGUUUCAAGAGGAACCCCCAAAGAAACAAGACUUAUGGAAAUUCAAUGAACCUAUAAAGCAAACUGGUUUUUCAAGUGAAUGUAUAGCAACAAAAGCAGAAUACCAUUUACAAACUCAGAGCUUUUCCUCAGAAAUGUUACCAUGCAAACCAGAAAUGCAUAGCAAUUCAAUUCCUGGGUCUCAUUAUUCCAACUCCACGAAUGCACCUCAGUCUGUUAGAGAACAACGGAGAUCAGAAGACGGGUUCAAUUGGAGAAAAUAUGGGCAAAAACAAGUAAAAGGUAGCGAAAAUCCACGCAGUUAUUACAAAUGCACGCAUCCAAGUUGCUCAAUGAGGAAGAAAGUUGAGAGGUCUUUGGAUGGAGAAAUUACUGAAAUAGUCUAUAAGGGAAGUCAUAACCACCCCAAGCCCCAGUCUACGAGAAGAACAAGCUCUCAACAAUUUCAUCAACCCUCUUCUUCAUGCACCAACUCAGUUAUUUCUGAUAUACAAGAAGAUUCUUCAGCAUCUGUAGGAGAGGAAGACUUUGCGGCGCAAACAUCACAAACUAGUUAUUCUGGAGGAAAUGAUGAUGAUUUUGGACCAGAGGCCAAAAGAUGGAAGGGAGAUAAUGAAAAUGAUAGCUAUUCUGCCUCAGAGAGUAGAACUGUUAAGGAACCUAGAGUUGUUGUUCAAACUAGAAGUGAAAUUGAUAUACUUGAUGAUGGCUAUAGGUGGAGGAAAUAUGGACAGAAAGUAGUUAAGGGAAACCCAAAUGCAAGGAGCUAUUACAAAUGCACAGCCCAAGGUUGUUCAGUGAGAAAACACGUUGAGAGAGCCGCACAUGAUAUCAAAUCUGUUAUCACAACUUAUGAAGGGAAGCACAACCAUGAUGUACCUGCUGCACGCGGUAGUGCAGGUUAUAACAUGAACAGAAAUUCUCUGAACAGCACCGUAUCAGCACCUAUAAAGCCCUCAGUGGUGAGCUGUUAUAAUAAUAGUGCAUCUAGCUUCACAAAUUCAGUUUAUAAGACUAAGCUUCCAGAAAAUGGAAAUCAAGAAUCAUAUCCACAGAACAUAUUGCAGAGUCCUGGAAGCUUUGGGAGGGAUAGCUCAUUCCUUCAGUCAUUUCUAUCAAAGGGUUUCUAAAUUUGGGACCACAACUUUAUAGUUUGUUUGUAUUGGAUAUGUUUCUGUAUAGAAUGUAGGAUUUUAGUUAUGCAUAGCAGAAUAGAACCAAAGAAUCAUGAAUGGUUACUUGGCACUACAGCCAUAGUGAUAGAAAAUAUAGCUGCAAUGAAUGUUGUCAAGCAGAUACUAAGAAUGAGUUGACUGAUGAAUACUGUUAUUCUUUUGUUGUAUUUAAUUUAAUGGAAGAAAAGGUUUCUUUGGA
Messenger RNA from Lotus japonicus, 1822 nucleotides. Its product is annotated as probable WRKY transcription factor 33. The transcript has 5 exons. Lineage: Eukaryota; Viridiplantae; Streptophyta; Magnoliopsida; Fabales; Fabaceae. Gene Ontology annotation, biological process: regulation of DNA-templated transcription. The record is from RefSeq and is a predicted model, not a curated record. The coding region runs from base 124 to 1578 and encodes 484 amino acids. Gene Ontology annotation, molecular function: DNA-binding transcription factor activity; sequence-specific DNA binding.